UAGAAAAUGGGCCUUACAAUUGCUCACUCUUCCCUCUUAUUAGGACGCUGGAAAUUAUUCGCUGCACAAAGAUCAAUGGGGAAAUCGCACAACACUUGCAUUCCAGACGCGUUGUAGAUAUCCUCGUUCAACCGUGGAAGGAACUUGGCAAUAAAGCGGUGUUGGCUCCGGUCAAUCUCUGGGAGAUAAUGCUGGAUGUAGAUGUGCUUUAUUACUUGUUACAGUCUUCGCUGAAAGUAGACUAUUACGGCUUAUAUGAUGAUUUGAAUCGAAAUGCCGCUUUUGAGUCGCUAGCCAAUAUCAUUCUCACCGGUCCAUUCAACGCUAGCUUCAACGAUCUCAAGAUUAAAUUGAUCGAUAAAGUGCAACAACUGGUCUUUAUCGGAAAAGACAGUACAUCACCCUCGAUCGCCGAAGGUCUGCCAUAUCAACAUUUUGGUAAGCGAAAAAAAGCUAUUUUUUUCAAGGAGAAAUCCAUGACUCUUAACACCUCUUUAGAUUUCGUUAUGCCCAGAACAGAGGCUUCCUCAGAUCAAAUAAUUCGCUGUGUACAAGCAGUUCAGUGCCAAUUAUCUGCAUUUAUAUACCCUUAUGGUUCUACUCAACACAUCAUCUCCAAACACCCUCAACGCCCUUUGCCAUCAUCACUUCAACGCACAUUGUUCGAGAACCUAAAAUUGGCCAUCCAAAAACAUCCUGCGAAUUACUUUGUGAUAGAACGCCUCAAUGCUGUUCCGUUGAUGAUCGAAAGUAUGGAGCACUAUGACACAAAUAUUCAGAACGGUAUUAUGGAUGUGCUUGUAUAUAUUAUGUGGGACCUGAAUUUUGUCCCCUUGAAAGAGUUGGCGGUAACUUCUCUCCAUCUUCAAACCACCGCCUCGGGCAAAGUCAUUGCACUUUUAUGUCGACGCAUCCAGCAAUUGCUUCAAAUGUCUCCAAAAUUUCUUAUCGUGGUCCGUGAUACUGGUCUUAUCAAUGUGAUCAGCUUGAUGCUCUCUAAUAUCAGUGACAAGCUACAAAAAACGGCGGCAUCAGAGACUGAAGAUGGUCAAAUCCAAGAACCUUUUGUGGCCCAAGCUAUCGAAAAUUUCGAUACCAUUGUGGAUUGUCUUGUCGAGAUGACAAAAGAUCCUGCGAAUGCUGCUGUAUUUCGAAAAGCGUAAAGAUUCUUUUAUCAUAUCUUGAAUUUUUGUUCAACGGCUAAAAAUUAGUAUUAGAUAUCGCGGCAACAUUAUUGAUCUGCUCCAAU
Messenger RNA from Radiomyces spectabilis, 1249 nucleotides. RefSeq lists its product as uncharacterized. The record is from RefSeq and is a predicted model, not a curated record. Bases 189 to 1163 code for a protein of 324 amino acids. Lineage: Eukaryota; Fungi; Mucoromycota; Mucoromycetes; Mucorales; Radiomycetaceae. The transcript is spliced from 6 exons.